AUGACAGAGAUCGUGGCAUUGUUAUUAAGAGAAGGCGCAAAUAUCAACACUCAAGGAGGAAUGUUGGGGACUGCCCUUCAGGCAGCUGCAACAAGGGGCGAUGAAACCAUGGUGGCAUGGCUAUUAAGAGAAGGCGCAAAUGUCAAUGCUCGAGGAGGACAUCACGGCACUGCGCUCCAGGCAGCUGCAGCACAUGAUUCAGAGACAAUUGUGGCAAUGCUAUUAGCGGAAGGCGCGAAUGUCAAUGCUCGAGGAGGUUUUUGGGGGACUGCGCUUCAGGCAGCUGCAGGACAGGGCCAUGAAGCCGUGGUUGAAUUGCUGCUUCGGAACGGUGCCGACGUCAACUUA
Messenger RNA from Trichoderma reesei QM6a, 348 nucleotides. RefSeq lists its product as uncharacterized. The annotation marks the transcript as partial. Gene Ontology annotation, molecular function: protein binding. The transcript has a single exon. NCBI's taxonomy places the organism in Eukaryota, Fungi, Ascomycota, Sordariomycetes, Hypocreales, Hypocreaceae. The record is from RefSeq and is a predicted model, not a curated record.